CCCCCAAUGAGAGGCGGGGGGAGGCGGGUUCUGCGCCGCCAUGUCGCGGAGGCUGCUGCCCCGGGCGGAGAAGCGGCGUCGGCGGCUGGAGCAGAGGCAGCAGCCGGACGAGCAGCGGAGGCGGUCCGGAGCGAUGGUGAAGAUGGCGGCGGCGGGCGGCGGAGGCGGCGGUGGCCGUUACUAUGGCGGCGGCAGUGAGGGCGGCCGGGCCCCCAAACGGCUCAAGACUGACAACGCCGGCGACCAGCAUGGAGGCGGCGGCGGCGGCGGCGGAGGAGCCGGGGCGGCGGGCGGUGGCGGCGGGGAGAACUACGAUGACCCGCAUAAAACCCCUGCCUCCCCAGUUGUUCACAUCAGGGGCCUGAUUGACGGUGUGGUGGAAGCUGACCUUGUGGAGGCCUUGCAGGAGUUUGGACCCAUCAGCUAUGUGGUGGUGAUGCCUAAAAAGAGACAAGCAUUGGUGGAGUUUGAAGAUGUGUUGGGGGCUUGCAACGCCGUGAACUACGCAGCCGACAACCAGAUCUACAUUGCGGGCCACCCAGCUUUUGUCAAUUACUCUACCAGCCAGAAAAUCUCCCGUCCCGGGGACUCAGAUGACUCCCGGAGCGUCAACAGUGUGCUUCUCUUUACCAUCCUAAACCCCAUCUAUUCCAUUACCACGGAUGUUCUUUAUACUAUCUGUAAUCCUUGUGGUCCUGUCCAGAGAAUUGUGAUUUUCCGGAAGAAUGGCGUCCAGGCCAUGGUGGAGUUUGACUCUGUACAGAGUGCCCAGCGAGCUAAGGCCUCACUCAACGGGGCUGACAUCUACUCAGGCUGUUGCACUCUGAAGAUAGAAUAUGCAAAGCCUACACGCUUAAACGUGUUCAAGAAUGAUCAGGAUACUUGGGACUACACAAACCCCAAUCUCAGUGGACAAGGUGACCCUGGCAGCAACCCUAACAAACGCCAGAGGCAGCCCCCUCUACUGGGAGAUCACCCCGCAGAAUAUGGAGGGCCCCACGGUGGGUACCACAGCCAUUACCAUGAUGAGGGCUACGGGCCCCCCCCACCUCACUACGAAGGGAGAAGGAUGGGCCCACCAGUGGGGGGUCACCGCCGGGGCCCAAGUCGCUACGGCCCCCAGUAUGGGCACCCCCCACCCCCUCCCCCACCACCCGAGUAUGGCCCCCACGCCGACAGCCCUGUGCUCAUGGUCUAUGGCUUGGAUCAAUCUAAGAUGAACUGUGACCGUGUCUUCAAUGUCUUCUGCUUGUAUGGCAAUGUGGAGAAGGUGAAAUUCAUGAAAAGCAAGCCGGGGGCUGCCAUGGUGGAGAUGGCGGAUGGCUAUGCUGUGGACCGGGCCAUCACUCACCUCAACAACAACUUCAUGUUUGGGCAGAAGCUGAAUGUCUGUGUCUCCAAGCAACCAGCUAUCAUGCCCGGUCAGUCAUAUGGGCUAGAAGACGGGUCCUGCAGUUACAAAGACUUCAGUGAAUCAAGGAACAACCGGUUCUCCACUCCAGAGCAGGCAGCCAAGAACCGCAUCCAGCACCCUAGCAACGUGCUGCACUUCUUCAAUGCCCCUCUGGAGGUGACUGAAGAGAACUUCUUUGAGAUCUGCGAUGAGUUGGGAGUGAAGCGGCCAUCUUCUGUGAAAGUAUUCUCAGGCAAAAGUGAACGCAGCUCCUCUGGACUGCUGGAGUGGGAAUCCAAGAGUGAUGCCCUGGAGACUCUGGGUUUCCUGAACCAUUACCAGAUGAAAAACCCAAAUGGGCCAUACCCGUACACUCUGAAGUUGUGUUUCUCCACCGCUCAGCACGCCUCCUAAUUAGGUGCCUAAGAAGAGUCCCAUCUGAGCAGGAAAACAUUUCUUUCUUUUAUGCUGUUUUGUUUCUUUUUUCUUUUCUGCAAAUGUUCCUGUAUUCCUUUUUUUAAAUGCUAGUUUAGUAGAGGCUUUAACCAUAAUGGACUGGCUGAAAGUCUAAAGGGGGAGGGGAAGGGGAACUGAUAUCUCCCAAGAUUAACCUUCACUUUUUAAAAAUUAUUGUACAUGUGAUUUUUUUUUUUUUUUCCUGUUCAUACAUUUGUGCUGCCCAUGUACUCUUGGCACAUUUCAAUAAAAUUGUUUGGAAAAUAAAGGUCACUUUCUGGGA
Messenger RNA from Capra hircus (goat), 2132 nucleotides. RefSeq names its product heterogeneous nuclear ribonucleoprotein L (gene HNRNPL). Gene Ontology annotation, molecular function: mRNA binding. The transcript has 13 exons. Gene Ontology annotation, biological process: regulation of RNA splicing; mRNA processing. The coding region runs from base 41 to 1807 and encodes 588 amino acids. The record is from RefSeq and is a predicted model, not a curated record. Gene Ontology annotation, cellular component: nucleus. NCBI's taxonomy places the organism in Eukaryota, Metazoa, Chordata, Mammalia, Artiodactyla, Bovidae.